Molecule: messenger RNA, 3035 nt
Organism: Hemicordylus capensis (graceful crag lizard)
Lineage: Eukaryota; Metazoa; Chordata; Lepidosauria; Squamata; Cordylidae
Gene: VCP
Product: valosin containing protein
Exons: 17
Coding region: 273-2693 (806 amino acids)
Biological process (GO): mitotic spindle disassembly; retrograde protein transport, ER to cytosol; autophagosome maturation
Cellular component (GO): cytosol; VCP-NPL4-UFD1 AAA ATPase complex; nucleus
Molecular function (GO): ATP hydrolysis activity; ATP binding; polyubiquitin modification-dependent protein binding
Source: RefSeq, a predicted model, not a curated record
CUAUGGGCUGAGGGGCGUUGGGGCUGUUUUUCUGAUUGGCUGAGACGCCACCUGUUGCCAGGCAGAGUGCGGCCUAGCGCGCCGGGAGGAGCGUCACCCCCGAUGAGUCUGCGUUGAGCGCUGAGGGGAAUCCAGCAGCGAGCGAGCAGCCAGCACAGCCGCAGCAGCAGCAGCCGCCGCGGAGCGAGGCAGGCAGGCAGGCAGGCAGCAGCAGCCGCCGCCGGAGAGCAAGAUCCCGACCGACCCCGCCGAAGCCGAGCCCGGUCCUCGCCAUGGCCUCCGGAGCCGAUUCCAAAGCUGAUGACCUAUCAACUGCAAUUCUGAAGCAGAAGAACCGGCCCAAUCGGUUAAUUGUUGAUGAAGCAAUCAAUGAGGACAACAGUGUUGUGUCACUGUCCCAGGCCAAAAUGGAUGAACUGCAGCUAUUCAGAGGAGAUACAGUCCUCCUUAAAGGGAAGAAGAGGAGAGAGGCAGUUUGUAUUGUCCUGUCUGAUGACACCUGCUCUGAUGAAAAGAUCCGCAUGAACAGGGUUGUCCGCAACAAUUUGAGGGUGCGCCUUGGAGAUGUGAUCAGCAUCCAGCCGUGUCCAGAUGUGAAGUAUGGCAAGCGCAUCCAUGUGCUGCCCAUUGAUGACACAGUGGAAGGGAUCACAGGGAACUUGUUUGAGGUCUACCUCAAGCCAUACUUCCUGGAAGCAUAUAGACCAAUCAGAAAAGGGGACAUCUUCCUGGUGCGAGGGGGGAUGCGUGCAGUGGAGUUCAAGGUUGUGGAGACGGACCCGAGCCCAUACUGCAUAGUGGCUCCAGACACUGUCAUCCACUGCGAGGGAGAGCCCAUCAAGCGAGAGGAUGAAGAGGAGUCCCUGAAUGAAGUGGGCUAUGAUGACAUUGGAGGCUGCCGAAAGCAGCUGGCUCAGAUCAAGGAGAUGGUGGAGCUUCCGCUCAGACACCCUGCUCUCUUUAAGGCCAUUGGAGUGAAGCCUCCCCGUGGGAUCCUGCUUUAUGGCCCACCAGGUACUGGGAAGACCCUGAUUGCCCGAGCAGUGGCCAAUGAGACUGGAGCUUUCUUCUUCCUCAUCAAUGGCCCUGAAAUCAUGAGCAAGCUGGCGGGCGAGUCGGAGAGCAACCUGCGGAAGGCCUUUGAAGAAGCAGAGAAGAAUGCUCCUGCAAUCAUCUUCAUUGAUGAGCUGGAUGCCAUUGCUCCAAAGAGAGAGAAGACGCAUGGUGAGGUGGAACGGCGCAUUGUGUCUCAGUUGCUGACACUCAUGGAUGGUCUGAAGCAACGAGCGCAUGUGAUUGUAAUGGCAGCUACCAACAGACCUAACAGCAUCGAUCCAGCACUCCGGCGAUUUGGCCGCUUUGACAGGGAAGUGGAUAUUGGCAUUCCUGAUGCUACUGGCCGCCUGGAGAUCUUGCAGAUCCACACCAAGAACAUGAAACUGGCUGAUGAUGUUGAUCUGGAGCAGGUGGCCAAUGAGACCCAUGGUCACGUUGGUGCGGACUUAGCUGCGCUUUGUUCAGAGGCAGCUCUGCAGGCUAUCCGGAAGAAGAUGGAUCUCAUUGACCUCGAGGAUGAGACCAUUGAUGCCGAAGUGAUGAACUCGCUAGCUGUGACCAUGGAUGACUUCAGGUGGGCCCUGAGCCAAAGCAACCCCUCAGCUCUGCGUGAGACUGUGGUUGAAGUGCCACAGGUGACCUGGCAGGACAUUGGAGGCUUGGAAGAUGUCAAGCGAGAGCUUCAGGAGCUUGUGCAGUACCCAGUAGAACAUCCUGACAAAUUCCUUAAAUUUGGCAUGACUCCCUCCAAAGGGGUGCUGUUCUAUGGGCCUCCUGGCUGUGGAAAGACCUUGCUGGCCAAAGCCAUUGCCAACGAAUGCCAGGCCAACUUCAUCUCCAUCAAGGGUCCAGAGCUGCUCACCAUGUGGUUCGGAGAGUCGGAGGCCAAUGUGCGCGAGAUCUUUGACAAGGCCCGCCAAGCUGCUCCCUGUGUGUUGUUCUUCGAUGAGCUGGACUCCAUCGCAAAGGCCCGUGGUGGGAACAUUGGGGAUGGUGGCGGAGCUGCAGACAGAGUCAUCAACCAGAUCCUAACAGAGAUGGACGGGAUGUCGACCAAGAAGAAUGUCUUCAUCAUUGGCGCCACCAACCGACCAGACAUCAUUGACCCCGCCAUCCUGCGUCCUGGGCGCCUGGACCAGCUGAUCUACAUCCCACUGCCCGAUGAGAAAUCUCGCGUGGCCAUUCUGAAGGCCAACCUACGGAAAUCACCCGUUGCCAAGGAUGUCGACCUGGAGUUCUUGGCGAAAAUGACAAAUGGCUUCUCGGGAGCUGAUCUAACAGAGAUUUGCCAGCGAGCCUGCAAGCUGGCCAUUCGUGAGUCUAUUGAGAGCGAGAUCAGACGGGAGCGAGAAAGGCAGACCAACCCUUCGGCCAUGGAAGUUGAGGAGGAUGACCCAGUUCCUGAGAUCCGGCGUGAUCACUUUGAGGAGGCCAUGCGUUUUGCCCGCCGCUCGGUCAGCGAUAACGACAUUCGCAAAUACGAGAUGUUUGCACAGACCCUACAGCAGAGCCGCGGCUUCGGCAGCUUCAGAUUCCCGUCAGGUAACCAGGGUGGUGCUGGACCAAGCCAAGGCACAGGAGGCAGUGGCGGUGGAAAUGUUUACAGCGAGGAUAACGAUGAUGAUCUCUAUGGUUAAAGUGCUGCCUGAGCGGACCAAACUCCAGAACGGGCCAUGUUGUACAGGGCGAUCCCCAUGGUCAGUGGACUCCUGGCUUCUUCAUUCCUUGGUCAGACCCAUGUAGUUGCGUGUUGGGCUCUGUAACCUGGAGUCUGCUGCAAUGCAAAGUGGUUGGUUGGUUGGUUGGUUGGUUGGGGAGGCAGGUGGGUGGUUAACGAGGAGGGGAACUGACUACACUUCUGCAAAUUUCUGUUCUCGUUUAUGGCAGAAUCAGCAGCUUUAGCAACGGGUACAACAGUAGCCUGUAAAACAAAUAAAUAAAAACCCCACAAAAAUAAAAAAAAAAUCCCAUAACUUCAA